GUGAACUGGUGAGGCUGUUAGAUCGUCCCGGGCUCCGCACACAGCUGACUUCUCUUCUGUUUCCCUGCUCUGCAGAGUUAAAGACUUUGAAGAUGAGGGUGUGGAUCGUCUUCCUCCUGUGCCUGGCUGGCCACGCCAUGGCUGCUCCUACUGAGGAGGAGCCCAUCGUGGAAGAGCUAGUGACUGAGGAGCCGGUUGUUGAGGAGGUCGAGGUGGGGGCCAACCCAGUGCAGAUUGAGACCGGAGAGUUCGACGAGGCUAUCGAGAUUGUUGAGGAAGAGGAAAUUGCCACCGAGAAUCCCUGCCUGAACCACCACUGCAAGAAGGGCAAAGUGUGUGAGGUCGAUGAGAGCAACACCCCCAUGUGUGUGUGCAUGGACCCCUCCGCCUGCCCUGCUGCCGAGGGAGAGUUCGAGCAUGUUUGCGGCACCGACAACAAGACCUACGACUCCUCUUGCCACUUCUUCGCCACCAAGUGUGCCCUGGAGGGAACCAAGAAGGGCCACAAGCUGCACAUCGACUACAUCGGACCCUGCAAAUUGAUCGAGCCCUGCAUGGACACCGAGCUGAACGAGUUCCCCCUGCGUAUGAGGGACUGGCUGAAGAACGUGCUGGUGACUCUGUAUGAGCGCGACGAGGAGAACAACCUGCUGACCGAGAAGCAGAAGCUCAGGGUGAAGAAGAUCUUCGAGAACGAGAAGAGGCUGCAGGCUGGCGAGCACUCUCUGGACCUGCUGGCUCACGACUUCGAGAAGAACUACAACAUGUACAUCUUCCCCGUGCACUGGCAGUUCGGCCAGCUCGACCAGCACCCCGUCGACGGGUACCUGACCCACACAGAGCUCGCCCCCCUGCGCGCUCCUCUCAUUCCCAUGGAGCAUUGCACCACCCGCUUCUUCGAGCAGUGCGACUCCGACAACGACAAGUACAUCGCCCUGGAGGAGUGGGCCAGCUGCUUCGGCAUCAAGGAGCAGGAUGUGGACAAAGACCUCAUCAUCUGAGCUCCUGUGAGCAGCAGCAGCAGUCUGACAACUCCUAGUCGCUACUAAACGGGACGAGGUGCUGAUCCCUAAGUUAAAACAAAUCACAGUAACGGUGCUAAUUGCAAAUUCUUUUUUUAUUUUUUAUUUUUUAAUAAUGACCUUUCCUACCUAUACCACUAAAAAAAAAGAAAAGAUUACAAAGAGAAAUGUGCACAGUCUGUACUAACAUUACUUUGAAUUCUCUUGUUUGUUGAACAAAAAACACCCAGUAAAGAAACUAAAGACCUCUGAUGUAAAUGUAUGUUGUUGACAAUAUUAUAUAUAUGUUAUGAUUUGUUCAGGGCUUUAAUUGGAGAUCAAUCUGAAACAUGAGGAGACUAAACUGUAAAGUGGAAAAUAAAGUUUCUAAAUAAA
Molecule: messenger RNA, 1397 nt
Organism: Centropristis striata (black sea bass)
Lineage: Eukaryota; Metazoa; Chordata; Actinopteri; Perciformes; Serranidae
Gene: sparc
Product: secreted protein, acidic, cysteine-rich (osteonectin)
Exons: 10
Coding region: 93-1001 (302 amino acids)
Biological process (GO): anatomical structure development
Molecular function (GO): extracellular matrix binding; protein binding; calcium ion binding
Source: RefSeq, a predicted model, not a curated record